Numida meleagris (helmeted guineafowl) is the source of this 4721-nucleotide messenger RNA. RefSeq names its product WW domain containing transcription regulator 1 (gene WWTR1). The transcript is spliced from 6 exons. The record is from RefSeq and is a predicted model, not a curated record. NCBI's taxonomy places the organism in Eukaryota, Metazoa, Chordata, Aves, Galliformes, Numididae. The coding region runs from base 96 to 1250 and encodes 384 amino acids. Gene Ontology annotation, biological process: hippo signaling; positive regulation of transcription by RNA polymerase II. Gene Ontology annotation, molecular function: transcription corepressor activity; protein binding; transcription coactivator activity. Gene Ontology annotation, cellular component: nucleus; cytoplasm.
CCGGGACCGCCCGGCGCUCCGCAGGGCGCGUCCUCCACGCAGCGGGGCCGGCCCCGGCCAUCGCCCGCCCGCCGUCGGGGCUGACGGGGGGGAAGAUGAACCCCGCGGCCCCGCCGCCGGGGCAGCAGGUGAUCCACGUCACGCAGGACCUGGACACGGAGCUCGAGGCGCUCUUCAACGCGGUCAUGAACCCCAGGCCUAGCUCCUGGCGGAAGAAAAUCCUGCCCGAGUCCUUCUUCAAGGAGCCCGACUCGGGCUCGCACUCGCGGCAGUCCAGCACGGACUCGGGCGGCCCCCCGCCGCGGCCCGCCGCCGCGCAGCACGUCCGCUCGCACUCCUCGCCCGCUUCGCUCGUGGGCUCGGCCGCCGUGCCGCAGCACGGGCACCUCCGGCAGCGCUCCUACGACGUGACUGACGAGCUGCCGCUGCCGCCCGGCUGGGAGAUGGCGCUCACGCACACGGGACAGCGCUACUUCCUCAAUCACAUAGAAAAAAUUACAACAUGGCAAGAUCCUCGAAAAACUAUGAACCAACCACUGAAUCACCUGAGCCACCAUCCUGCAGCUACUUCCACGCCAGUACCACAGAGGUCUAUGGCAAUGUCUCAGCCAAAUCUCGUUAUGAAUCACCAGCACCAAAUAACAGGCAGCACAUCCAUCUCACAGCAAAGCUGCCCUUCCCAGACUCCACAGCCAGGGCUGCUGAACAUGCCCAGUGCACUGACCACACAGCAGCAGCAGCAGCAGAAGUUGAGGCUCCAGAGAAUCCAAAUGGAGAGGGAACGAAUUAGGAUGCGCCAGGAGGAGUUACUGCGACAGGAAGCUGCAUUGUGCAGGCAGCUUCCCAUGGACUCUGAAAACAUGACCCCAGUUCAGACAGCCGUGAGCACAGCUGCCAUGACCCAAGAUAUGAGAUCUAUUACAAACAAUGGAUCCGAUCCUUUCUUGAACAGUGGGCCGUACCAUUCCAGGGAACAGAGUACGGACAGUGGCUUGGGAUUGGGAUGCUACAGUAUACCAACGACACCUGAAGAUUUCCUCAGCAAUGUAGAUGAGAUGGAUACAGGAGAAACUGUAGCACAGACAACAAUGAACAUAAAUGCUCAGCAAACGCGUUUCCCUGAUUUCCUCGACUGUCUUCCAGGAACAAACGUUGAUCUUGGGACUUUGGAGUCAGAAGACUUGAUCCCUAUUCUCAACGAUGUGGAGUCAGUACUGAGCAAAAAUGAGCCCUUCCUUACGUGGCUGUAAUCAUCCAUUAUCUAAUGCUGAUUCAGCUUGAAAUGCAAUUCAGCGUUUCUUUUCCCUCUUUAGAUAGAGGUAGAAUAUCUGAAAAUCCUGAGAGAUCACUGCCUUAAUGACCUUUGUUACAUCAUCUUUAUGGUUGGUUUAAUCUCUGCCUGAAUUUGACUGACACUAACUUAAAUAUAAAAUACAUAUAGAGAUAUACAUAUAUAAAUAUAUAUUUCUUCCUCUUUUAGAAAAUAUACACUACGCAUUUUCCUCUUCAGAUCAGGCAGAAAUGUUUCACUUUAAGGACUGAAUGGCGUUUGUGCAUGGCUGUGAGGAUCUUCUAGCUAUUGAUUAACAUCACAAACCCUCAGUGAAUCACAAAGGCUAACUGCUAGGUCACUUGGUUCACAGAACCUGCACAGCCUCAGACCAUGCAAGCAGUUUUAUUACUGCGUUUACGACAAUAGCAUCAGAGGCUUUUUUAUCGACUUACUUAAGCUUUAAAAUUCUUUUUUUACUAUUAUUAUUAGGAAAACUGUACUGUAUGGAAUAUAGAUUAAAUCUGAUCCAUAUCAGACACGAUCAUUUUCAUAUAUUUGUAAAGGCACAAGAAGUACUAUUGCCAUUUCUUUUUUCCUUUUUUUUUUUUCAGUAUAUUACUGUAUAGUUUUCAGAUAAUAAAUAUGCUUACAUAUUGAAAGUACCAGUAUUGUUCAGCAACAGUUUCACACUGCUACAGUGUUGUAAAACAAACCAACUGGUACUAACUGCUGCCUUUUUAAAAUAAAACAACGUAUUACAAACCAGCAUUUUUUUUAGCAGAUCUUAGAUUUUGAUAGUUAUUAUAUUAAGCAUUACGAUUUUGUAAUUUAAGACACGAACAAACAAUUUUUCCUACCUAAUAAUAUGUGGCAAUUAAAUGCAAAAAAUGUGCUGUUGAGGUCAGGACAUAAAAAUGUGUCACAACUUGGUAACGUCGUACGUAGUGUGAAAAAAGUGAUUGCAGUACUGUUUUUAGUCAUGUUUUUAACUGACAACGUCAAACUGUACAUGUAGUUCUAUACAUGAAAAAAAGCUGUUACCUUUAUCAGGGCAAAGCUAAGCAGUGUUGUUCCUGGUCUGGUAAAAUUCUUAAGUCUUUCACUUACUGUAAUCAGUGUACAGAACACGCAGCAUAACGUUCUGUGCACUUCUGCAUAUUGUAUUCCCUACAAGUGCUUCUUUUUCAGAGGUUUGGGACUGAAUAGGCAUCAAGGAUAUUAAGCAUACACUUCCCCUGAAAUGCAAAUGAAGUCCUAAAAUUCUUAACUAUUUUGAAAUGAUAUUAUUUAUGAUUUAUGAAUUUAAGCCUUUAAUAUUGAAAAAUACGUAUUUUCUAUGAAAGGCACUAAAACUUUUCUCUGAGCUUGAUCCAGGCUACGUAGAGAGAGGAAGAGGUUUGGCACUCAGCGUAAGUGGGUGUUGCUGAAUUUAAUGAUACUUAGUAAGAUCUUAUCAGUGCGCUGUACUAUUGAUCACUAAAGACUUUUCCCAUCUGGUUGCGUGAACGUAGGUGUAAAGGUCAGAGAUUAAGUUACGGGAACAUGAGGAGGUUUGGGAGUCAAAUGAUGAUGUGACAAAAUUUGAUCCUGAGUGGGAAGGGUCACUGCAGGCUGGGAUAUACAGAAGGUGAGUCACUAGUGUUCUGCAGAAGGCGUGGUGGAGGAACUUGAUGCAAUAAACUGCCCUGUGAAUGACACACAGCUGGUGUGCAGUAUGCAAAAGAUGGAAACUGAAAUGCACACACCAAAAUUUGGAAUUGGAGGGGGAAGGCAAAGGCCUGCAGGCAUGAAACUGUAUUACAGAGGGAAAAGCAGCUCCUUUUGUAUUUUCUCUUUUUAAUAUAAAAUGAGAUGUGACAGCAGAAUUGUGUCUGCACAGAGUAUGAUUACUGAAUUGUCACUAUGUUUCUUUUAUUUUUUGGGGCAGGGGGGAGGGAUAUUUUCUGUUUAUUUGUUUCUUUUUGGUUUUGUUUUGUUUUUAAUGUUAGCUAGCAGUAUCCAGGUAAGAGAAAUUUCUUUCCAACAAACAAGGGACCGGGCAGGGCUGACCAGUGUUACUGUAAUGAUGAUUAACCUCUCUGUUUUAAGGAUCUCUUCAGGGUGUCAGCCUCGAUGAAAAACGGAUGGUCCUCAGGCUUCGUUCUUUAGUGGCACACCUGACUAUGGUAAAGGAAGUGGGGAGUUUUGGCACCUGGCUGCAGUGCUGACUUGUCGGCCACUCCCCAGGGCUGUGUUACUGCCUGGCACGCUGAAGGCCAUCAGCGCUAGGAUAAUUCCCAGUGGCUGCAGAGCCGUGUUCUCGCGGGAUUCCAUUGGUGUGGCACGUUGUUAGGUCACGUUUAGAAAAUACGGUUUGUCCAUUUGCCAGUACCGUGGUAAAUUUGGGUCACAGUGCAUCAUAUUCCAAGCAGGCUGGGUGUUCAGCUGGUGCGAACCGGGCAGCCGGUGCUGUGUGGCUGCACUGGUUUUCAUCAGCUGGAGGCGAUAGCUCUUGCACUGAGAACUGAUACCGUUUUCUGGUGCAGUUUGAUGUUAAUCAGAAUUAGAGCUGAAGGCCAGAUUGCUCUGUCUGCGGUGUUCCGGGUGGUUGUGCGGUAAGGUUCAAAGGAGUUCAAAAGGUAAAAAAUCUGAAACUGUGUUUCCCUGUUACUUCCUAUUGAUAAAACAGCAGCACAGCUGGAACAAGAAGGCGCUAUUACCUGAAACAAUGCUGUCAGCGUAAAGCAGCGAGCAGAGUCUUAGGUCAGAUCUUUACUCAGUCAUGAACCAAAUCAUAGUUAAGGCAGAAGUGAUUAUUGACACUGUGAGCUGUGCUUCCUAGGGGUGGGGGGGAUGUGGAAGAUGAAGAACGGCAACAGCAAACUCUGUUUGUAAGUUCUUUCUUAAAAAAGGCUUCUGGCUUUGGACAGGCUUACGGUAGCACUUUCAAGGAUUCAAGAAUAUGUCAUUCUUCUGAGACUUACGUUUUUGGUGACAAUAUUUCACAAAAGUUACCGUGCAGAAGCUGGCCGUCCCUGCCAGGCACCAGGAGUGGUGCUGGUGCAGAGUGACGGGGCGCUGAGCUCCCAGCGUGUCACGGUGUGUGCAAUGGGAUGUCAUCGGGGAGGGGCUGGGUUUGCCUGCUGGAAAAUGAACGUUUUGGGGAGGAAAGAGAGGAUUGAAGUGUCUGUUUGAAGCAGAAAAAUAGGGAUGGUUCGAGUGAACUUGGUUUCUAAUGUACGGCAUCCAUGUACGUGCUAAUACUUUAACUUUUUUAUUUACUUUUUCAUUUUGUUCAAUGAUGUGUGAGCAUUUGUUUCCCAUGUAGAGUACCUUGCACCAGGCCGUAUGUAUCGGGAGCACACAGAUCGACCUGUUGUAUCAAGGGUUUGGUUCUGUGCUUUUUAAAGUUUUUUUUCUUUGAUCUUGUACAUGAAAAAAAAAAAUAGAUAAAUGAAUUCAAACGUUU